CCGCCUACGAAAUAGACUUUACGGAAGUGUCUAGGAGCGAAUGUCAACAAGAAAGACGAAGAAAAGCUAAACACUUUCAAUAAGCCACAUCGGUGACGAUGACGUAAUAAUGACAAGCUGAUGGAUUUAUCGACCAUAUUGUUUUAAUACAUUUUUGUUUUAGUUUGUGUUUUGAGACCGUCAUCAGUUUGUUAGAAUGGUUUCCCAAAGCCUUUGCGUCCUUGGUCUUUUGAUUUUAUCAGUUCCCAGCACUCUGGAGCUGGCCUUCAGUCCUGUUUCAGCUCAUUGUGAUCGUAUGCCCAAAAUACUACAAACCAGACAAGGAGAGAUUCACAACUCUGCCCAUCAUGCCUGGUCAUCCCACCCACUCAACUGCAGUUGGAUUAUAACCUCACCAGUUGGGGACCGUGUCAUCAUAAGUUUUUCCCAGUUUAGCAUCAAGUGUGGCCGGGAGUGGGUGUCCGUGGUUCCUCUCAACGGCAGGCCCAUAAAACUCUGUGGUUCUCAGCCGCCUGCACCAUUUGAAGUGACAGGAGGAAACAUAACAGUGACGCACCACUUCUACCCUCAUUUGUAUCCAAUAUCUGGGUUCUACCUUUAUUAUAUUAAAGACUCAGGUCGCUGUUUUCCAGGCGAGUUUGAAUGUUACAGUAAUCGUUGUCUCCCGGCAUCAUGGCGUUGUAAUGGACGGGUUGAAUGCCUUGGCGAGGGGGAUGAACUUGGCUCUGACGAGGACGGAUGCGAUGACGUCAGCCCUGAACCUCACAUAGACUAUCCUCUCUCUUCCCUCGAUACCACCACAACUAUGCCAAUCUUUUUAUCCAACACUGAUCUGCCAUCACCUAAAGAACCAGACUUUCCCUUGUUGUCCCAAGGAGGGCCAUGUGGGGGGUACUUGGAUGCAUUUUAUGGGUCAUUUACUCCCCCUGUUCUAACGGGGCGUCCCUUGGAGUGUGUGUGGACAAUUGACCCCCAGGAUUCACGACCGCUCAAACUAGAGCUUCAGCAUCUUGAACUUGGUCCUGGAGACAAGAUUAUAAUCACAGACCAGCCCAAUGGCGCUGGCAAAAUCAUUAAAACGAUCAACCAUGUGUCCAAUAACAAAGCAGUAGAGGUGGAAUCCCACACUGGCUUUCUUUCCCUGAUCUACCAUACCCAGCCUGCGUCGGAAGGGCGGGGUUUUAAUGCAACCUAUAGGAUCACGGAUUACUGCUUCCCGUGGGAGGGGCUUUGUGGGGGAUCGAUGGGAGGCUGUUACUCCCAGAAGCAGCGGUGUGAUGGGCACUGGGACUGUCCUGAAACGGGUCUGGAUGAGGAGGGGUGCGGUGGCUGCCCAGCUGGGCACUUCCUCUGUGGGUUGGGCGGCAUACAGAAAGCAGGCCACCAGCUGAGCCGGCCGGUCUGCUUCUCCAUCCAUGAACGCUGCAAUUACCAGCUCAACUGUGCAGAUGGAAGUGAUGAGAAGGAGUGUACCAUCUGUCAACAUGGGACAUUUCACUGUGACAGUGACAGGUGUGUGUUUGAGAGCUGGCGCUGUGACGGGCAGGUGGACUGUAAGGACGGCACGGAUGAGCUAAACUGCACCGUGACUCUGCCCCGGAAGGUGAUAACCGCAGCUACAGUCGGAAGCUUAGUUUGCGGACUACUGCUAGUCAUUGCGAUGGGUUGUACCUGCAAACUGUACUCGCUGCGCACUCGAGAGUACAGCUUAUUUGCACCAAUCACUCGCCAGGAAGCAGAACUCAUUCAGCAGCAGGCCCCACCCUCUUAUGGUCAACUGAUUGCUCAGGGCAUCAUUCCACCAGUGGAAGACUUCCCUACUGAAAACCCCAAUGAGACUGUCUCACUGUCUCUGAGAGGUAUACUACAGCUUCUCAGGCAAGACAAUGCCGCCUCACCACGGCGAAGACGCAGGCCUCGGUUUGUUCGCAGAGCAGUCCGGCGCCUGAGAAGGUGGGGCUUAAUUCCCCGUUCCGCCCCCAGGUCAACACAGACCACGGCUUCUGCUUCUCAACAGACGGAGGCUGCUUCUUCUGGCUCGGAGGCCAAUCAGUCAAGUCCUGGAGUCUCCUCAGUGGCUACAGAAACGACAACUCAGCCUUUGCCUCUGAAACUGUUUUUAUACCAACAGACAGAAAUGGCACAGGAGCAAGCCGAGGCUCCUCCUCUAUCCCCGCCUCCUCCUGUCCAGCCAGUUGCUACUCGCGAAACACAACUGACACCACCUAUUACCGCCCCCCCAAGCAGCCCCUCUCUGGCAUCACUCUUCCACACGCUUGGGCGGAGCAUCUCUCGUUUUAGACCGCAUUCGUCCCCUACAUCUCAUCCUCUAUCUGUAUCCCCCUCUUUUUCCUCCUCUUCCUCAGAAGAUGAAGUGCUGCUGAUCCCUCUCUCUGAUGACACAACCUCUGAAGAUGAUGUGCCCAUGCUUUUAUGAGAUAUAUGCGUUAGUUCUUCUGAUUUCUGAAUUUUAGUUUCAUUUUUCCCUCCACUCUGAUUUUCGCUCACUCUGCCUUUCAGCACGCGAGCGUCAUCGUGUUUGAUUCUUGCGCUGGCUUGGUGCCUUAUCUUGUAUUAUUUCAUCUUUCUCCUCACAUGAAAAAACAAGUAUUUAAUUACUUUGUCUGAAUAUUUGACAAGUGAUGGUGUGUGUUAACAGUUAGGGCUUAUAAGAGCCUCAAUUGUAAAAAUGUCCUCACAACUUUAGUAAAACAAACAUGUGAGGAGAUUUUAGGUGGUCUUAAAGAUUACAAAAGGCUUACGCAAUGGUCAGGGAAUAAAAAUAUCUUUAGCCAGGUAUAAGAUGUACUCACUAAUGUAGUGAAACAAAACAAACAAGUUUGUGUGUGUGCUGUGCACUUAUGAGCAUUAUGUAUAUUAGAAGAAACAUUUGCACAAAAAAUCUUCCCCCAGCUGGAUUAGAAGAUCUUCCUUUGUUUAAAUCUUUGCCGAUUACAAAUCUCAAAACAUGUUAGCUUUACUUUUUAUUUCUGCAGACUUGGCUGUGUAAUGUGCAUACAUUUGAGUUUACCUCAUACUGCUACAGGCCACAUAUUUUCUUGAGUGUGUUCCCGAGAAGUGCCUUGUAUUGAGCUUCCUGUAUAUCAGUAGACAGUAUGUGACUGCGUAUGUGCUUGCAGGUAGUGCCAAACACACCAAUACACUUGCACAAAUGUUUACACAGAUGUAAAUAUCACCCUGGCUAUGUAAAUGGUAGUGCAUGGCAACUAUGGCAAUAAUUUAAUACUAAAGAACAGUGUGUGUUGUGUGUGUGUGAGAGGUAGAGAGACUAAGCUAGCACCUCAGAGUUGAGACAAUCCCUCUGCAUGGUGCCCGAAGUUUCACUCAUACUUCAUGUGUGUGUACUGCCCAACUGAAUGACAUUACAAUAACUUGAACAAGUCUUUUAAACAUGAAAAAUAUAGAAAUCAUAUUUCAGGAUCCUUUGUAAAUGGAAGACCAGUCGUAGUGCCAUAUCUCUAGUCACCUGUUAUGAUCUCUCCUUUCACUCCUCCUGUUACCCUGUUGAUUUUGCAUGUAAUUUUUAAACUUUCAUCUGCUUGAAUGGUGAUUGUAAUAGAAAGUGGUGAGUAGGUGAUGAACUGGUGAUAGUAAUAUGAGUUUUACUGUAUAUAUUUGCUGAACCAGCUGGAAAUCCACAAAGAUUAAAAUGAUUUGCACUUUUAAGCA
Molecule: messenger RNA, 3690 nt
Organism: Triplophysa dalaica
Lineage: Eukaryota; Metazoa; Chordata; Actinopteri; Cypriniformes; Nemacheilidae
Gene: lrp10
Product: low density lipoprotein receptor-related protein 10
Exons: 10
Coding region: 197-2437 (746 amino acids)
Cellular component (GO): plasma membrane
Molecular function (GO): protein binding
Source: RefSeq, a predicted model, not a curated record